AUGAUAUCAUCGGCGUGUCGUGGCAGCCUGAAAUCCCUCUGUAGCGUCCAACUGAGGAGCAAUACUCGCCAACAUGCGUCGUUGAUCAGCUGUAACAAUUCUCCUAACGUGAAGAGAUUUUCUACUGCCUUUAGCAGUCAGACAGACGGAGAGGUCUUGACUGUCGGUGGCGCUCUCUCAGGGGAAGAACCCAUACACGAGACAGGAGAAUGGGCCGGCUGCAAGAGAAGCUUUAUGAUACCAAUAAGGAUUUCGGUCCGUGGCACCGAUAUCCUGCUUGAUCCUUUAUACAACAAAGGAACUGCGUUUAAAACGGGUGAACGCGAUCGUCUUCGAUUUCGCGGUAUGCUUCCACAUCGUAUUAUGAACAUCCAUUUGCAAAAAGAGCGAUUCCUGCAGGCCUUACGCGCUGAAGAUAGCAACAUUCGUAAGAACGUCAUGCUCGAAGACCUACACGAUCGCAAUGAAACCCUUUACCAUCGGGUAUUGGUCGAUCACAUUGAGGAGAUGGCUCCUUAUAUUUACACACCUACCGUUGGGCAGGCUUGUAUGGAGUUCGCGACACGGUAUCGUCGUCCGCGGGGUAUGUACUUCACAGAAGAAGAUCGGGGUCAUAUGGCCGCGAUGGUUUACAACUGGCCGCACCGGGAUGUCCACGUGAUUUGUGUGACGGACGGCAGUCGUAUCCUUGGUCUUGGUGAUCUGGGUGCCAACGGUAUGGGAAUUCCAAUUGGGAAACUAGCCUUGUACUGUGCUGCCGGUGGGAUUGCACCACAUCGGGUGUUGCCGGUUGUUUUUGAUGCUGGGACCAACAAUGAAGCUCUGUUACAGGACAAGUAUUAUCUCGGUGUGCAAAGGAAACGAUUGAAAGGUGCAGCUUACUUCCGUAUGAUGGAUGAGUUCAUGGAUGCGGUUCGCUUUCGAUGGCCCAAUGUAUUGGUGCAGUUUGAGGAUUUUUCGAGCGAAGUCGCCCAAACCCUACUGGAUCGCUACAGAGACGAUCAUCUUUGCUUUAACGAUGAUAUACAGGGAACGGGUGCAACCACGCUUGCGGGUGUACUUGGAGCUCUUCGCGCCAAGGGGGAAGAGGUUACAUCUUUAGGUGAUCAACGUAUUGUCAUUGCUGGUGCGGGUAGUGCCGGUAUAGGUAUCGCCCAAGUCUUGAUGCAAGCAAUGGAAGAGCAAGGACGGACACCAGAGGAAGCCAAGAACGCAUUCUAUAUUCUCGAUCAGAACGGGCUUCUGGGUACUGACCGUGCCAACGACUUAAAUGCUGAACAGCGCGUGUUUGUGAGAUCUGCCGACAACAACCUGUCGCUGAUGGAUGUGGUAAAAAAAUACAAACCUACGAUCCUUCUCGGCGUUACAACAGUCGGUGGAUUGUUCACUGGAGACCUAAUUCGGGAGAUGCACUCUAGUUGCGAGCGCCCUAUAAUAUUUCCGCUUUCCAACCCGACAAACAAGGCUGAAUGUACAGCAGAGCAAGCUUACGAAUGGACAAACGGACAAUGCAUCUUUGCAUCGGGGUCGCCAUUCGAUACGAUCGAGUUCGAAGAUGGCCGCGUUUUCUAUCCCUCCCAAUGCAACAACAUGUAUGUAUUCCCGGGUCUGGGGCUGGGAGCAUCAGUUUGCGGUGCUCAAAAAGUUACAGACCGCAUGCUCUACGUCGCAGCAGAAACGUUGGCUAAUUUUGUUUCCAAAAAGGACAUGGAGGAGGGGCGUCUUUUUCCUCAACUGACAAGAAUUCGUGAGGUCUCGCACCGUAUUGCCGUAGCAGUUGUGGAGGAAGCCCUGCGGGAGGGCUUGGCGACAAAGGUAAAACCUGCCGAUGCCAAUGAUCUGGAUUCUUUUGUUGGGCGAAAAAUGUACUUCCCCGAGUAUGUUCCUUUGGUGGAAAAACGAGAAAUAUCAAUCUAG
Phaeodactylum tricornutum CCAP 1055/1 is the source of this 1917-nucleotide messenger RNA. RefSeq lists its product with no specific name. The transcript has a single exon. Bases 1 to 1917 code for a protein of 638 amino acids. Gene Ontology annotation, cellular component: mitochondrion. Gene Ontology annotation, molecular function: NAD binding; malate dehydrogenase (decarboxylating) (NAD+) activity. The record is from RefSeq and is a predicted model, not a curated record. NCBI's taxonomy places the organism in Eukaryota, Bacillariophyta, Bacillariophyceae, Surirellales, Neidiaceae. Gene Ontology annotation, biological process: pyruvate metabolic process; malate metabolic process.